Cladocopium goreaui is the source of this 1551-nucleotide messenger RNA. The record is from the annotation of a GenBank genome assembly. Lineage: Eukaryota; Dinophyceae; Suessiales; Symbiodiniaceae.
CCAUGCCCAUGCCAUACCUUCGAUGGCCCCGGAGCUGUCGACCGAACAGAGAGCUGCGCUGCAUGAUCUCUACAGCCGACAUGGACGGGUUGGAGCGGAUGCAACUUCGGAACUCAAUUUUCAGGAGUUCUGCGCUUUGGCCCAGUCCUUAAAGCUGACGUUGACCCUAGAGGAACUGAAGAAGGUUUUUGCAGAGGCCACUGCCCGCAAUGGCCGCGACACGGUAUCCUUUGAGGAAGUCAGCACUUGGAUCGUGCAGAACGAUGAGGCACUGCUGGUGUUGGACCUGUUGAGCCGGCAGCAAGAUGUCGCCGCCGUGUCGGCGGGAGUGGCUCGGGCGCUGGUUGCCAUCCUGCGGCCCUUAGGCGGCAUCGCCUUGAUACCGAUGUUGGUGGCGGUGAAAGUGAAGGCACUGGCAGUGGCCAAAUUCUGUCUCUUGGGCGCCAAGAAGGGCAUGUUUUUCGCAAAGGCCAAGGCUGCCCUGUCGUUGGAAGCCUACAUGAAGAACCCCUUUAAGCUCUUUCGGCGGCAGGUCAUCAGUCCUUUGGAUCCCUUUCGGCGGCAAAAAGAAAUGUCCACGGUGGAAGCUAUGCGCAAAGAAGUGCGCGAAAGUGGGCUGAAAGGUCUUUCCACGAAAAGCAUCUUGCCCUACGCGGCCAACGCCGGGAUUGCCAUGGUCAUGUUCCACACCUACACCACCACCCGGCUGAUGCUGCACAGCUGGGCUGACAGCUAUCCAUCCCUGGCACCCUUGGCAGAGAUGCCGCUCUGUUGCGAGGCCUUGGCCGGUGCCAGCGCGGGGCUGAUGCAAGCGACGUUGCACAGUCCUUUAUACAACGUGCGGCUCUGUCGCGAUGAUGAGAUCGCAGCGAAUCGCGAUCAGAAAGCCCUGGGCCAGAGAUUGGUGGAACUUCAUGCCAGAGCGGGCAUCAGAGGAUGCUUUCAGAACUAUUCCUUCAUCAUGGCCCAAGAAGUCUUGGCGUUGAUGAGUUUCUUUACCAGCUACGAGUGGCUCAAAUUGAAAACCACCAGUUGGCUGCGGCACCAGUUGGAUGACUCUGGAGAGAAGGACGUUUGGGGUUGGACCAUCGCCGCCUGCGGCUCCGGCGUGGUCCUGAGCGCCGUCGGCACGCCCUUUGAGAAUCUGCUGGCGUGGCAUGUGGCGGAGCGCAGCAAAGCGCAGCCCACGGGUGUAUGGAAGCAUUUCCUGAAAGAGCCCUCACGUUCGCGUCGCAGCAUCCUCUUUGGUGGCAUGAGGAGCAAACUGCUGAUCGCACCUCUGGCUGGGCUUCCUUUGUUGGCUUAUGAAAUCAUGGUACAUCAAGGCAUGGCUCCGCGAUUUCAUCCUUGACGUCGCCGACGUGACAUCGUGACGUCGCCAACUUGGUGGAUGGCCUGGGGUGUGUCGCGCGGCACAGCAUGGUGAUGUCGAAGGACCAUCAGGAAGCGGUGGGAACUGAAGCAGCGACUGGAGCAGCUGGAGCAGUGUCCAAAGUGGACGUGCUGAAGAUGUUGGGUGCGACAGUGCCAAAGGAUGGAAAAGGGAAUGAA